AAACCGGAGCCUUGGUUUGACACGACCCUACAUCUGCCUACACAUCAGGAAGAACUUGGCGAUUCUUCGCUCAGGAUUUAUCACUUGAAACAAGAACCACUCUUGUAAGAGUGACGUAAGCGAACCUGCCCUACCGUCGGAAAUAGCAGUACAUUCGAAACGACAGACUACUGCAACCCUCGGUUCACCACGUAUGUACACGGGUGCAAACAAUUCGCUACCGCAGCUCUCGAUUCGACAGUCAACUUCGAGUGUCAGGAAACUCGAAUAUGGGCAAAUACCGCUCCAGAAGCGGAUGUCUCACCUGUCGAGUCCGUCGCGUAAAAUGCGACGAAACACAUCCCGUCUGCAACGCCUGCAGCAAAAAGAACCGACCGUGCCAAUGGGAAGCGCCCCACACCAAAUUCAAAGAUUAUCAACCCUCCGAAGCAGGGUCGAGUAAGUCCGCUGUUGUCGACGGUGAGCACGAAGGUAUGGAAGUUGAUGGAGUUGAUGGAAUUGAUGGAAUUGAUGGAACUGAUGACGAGAGCCAAGCGAGCCGGAGCACUUCACCGAGGGCGAAUGAGGAGUGGAGAAACGAACGGGCCAUCACAACUUCCGAAAAUACGUCACGAUCAACAAGUGACCCAUCACCCAACGAUUCGAUCGGUAUACAUUCACCGGGCUCUCCAUUUCCUCUUUCGGGGCCCCGAACUCAAAGCAGCAUUUCUGUAGCAAGUUUGCUGCGGCAACCUUUGUCGGACGAUAUUCGACCGUACUCUCAGGAAGCUGUCCCUCUUACCCAGAGGGAAGCACGGCUCGUGCAUUACUACUCAGAACAUCUUGGCCGUUGGCUCGACUGCACUGAUGCAACGCGUCAGUUUACCCUAGGGGUCCCAGAGAAGGUCAAACAUUGUCCUGUCCUCUGCUAUGCAGUCUUAUCAUUUGCAGCUCGUCACCGUAGAGAAGAUACCACUGCUGAUGCUGCAUACCAACGCUGCAUUGCUUUACUUAUCGACCGGCUGAACGAGCCGAGUGCGAGUCACGAUGAAACAUUGCUGUGCGCCAUAGUCAUCUUAAGAUUCUAUGAGCAGCUCAAUGUACCUUCCACCACCGGCUCAGAUGCUGGGCAGCAUCUAGCAGGUUCCUCCGCGAUACUGCGCGCUUCGCAAGGCAACCAUUACGUAGAUCCUUCGGCGCCCACGCUUCGUGAAGCUGCAUUCUGGGUUUAUGUUCGUCAGUGUCUUUACACAGCUACUAUCAACCAGCAACCACUCGAUGUGGAUUUCUUAUUGCAGCUGCACCCAACACCAGGGUCCAUGCAUGACUCACAUCCGCUGGCGCGCUUGAGAUUGGAAACUGCUUGGGCCAACCAGAUGACUUGGAACACAGCUCUGAUUGUCAACUUCUGUUUCGAACCCGGUUCUUCGGCUGAACGCAAUAACAAGCUUGCCCGAUGGCAUGAGCUCUGGGAUCUUGUUCAAGCUUGGAUUAAGGAUCGACCUGAAGGCUUCGAUCCAAUCUGGCACGGGCCGGCUAGCGAGGUCGAAGGUAGCUGCUUUCCACAAAUUUGGUUCACAGCUGACUGGCAUGCCGUGGCAUUUGGUUUCUACCACUUCUCCUGCAUCAUGCUUCAUAGCUUCAAACCAGGGCCGCGGUUCGCCAUUCGCAGUGUUGGUAGUCUAUCAAUUACAGACCGUCAGAUCUUGCGGCAUGCACACGCAAUUUGUGGUGCAUGUGGGAGCACGCCUGAGACGGUGCAGCUUUCGAUCAUCCUAUGCCAUACCAUCUUCGUCUGGGGACCCCUGGUAACAGAAACACGGGAAAGAGACGAAGUUGUACAGCUUCUUGAGGACUUUGAGAAAACAAACGUUUGGCCGACUGCCUGGAUCAUCAAUGCUCUUAGAGCAGAAUGGGGUAUGGUCCAUACUUGAUCCCCUUCACUCCAUUUUCUGUAGCAACUCAUAGGAGCGUAGUUCCUGUAUCGAUACCCCCAUGUCUAAAAUUCUCUCCUCGCUUUUCAUUCACACGACUUCAGAUAGGCUCAUUCGAUCAACUAGAACUUCGGUUAGAGCUGUGGUUGGCUCGCAUGUUAUUAGCGAACAUUGGGACAAUGCAUCACGAUGGGGCUACACCGUGACAGGUG
Messenger RNA from Macroventuria anomochaeta, 2125 nucleotides. RefSeq lists its product as uncharacterized. The coding region runs from base 270 to 1913 and encodes 547 amino acids. Lineage: Eukaryota; Fungi; Ascomycota; Dothideomycetes; Pleosporales; Didymellaceae. The transcript is spliced from 6 exons. The record is from RefSeq and is a predicted model, not a curated record. Gene Ontology annotation, biological process: positive regulation of transcription by RNA polymerase II. Gene Ontology annotation, cellular component: nucleus. Gene Ontology annotation, molecular function: DNA-binding transcription factor activity, RNA polymerase II-specific; zinc ion binding; transcription cis-regulatory region binding.